AUGGCUCCAUUUGUAAAAAUUCUCGAGAAUAACAAUCAAAGUUCAUCGUCGCUGAAUUUGCCCUUAAUCUUGGCCACAGUUUGGAUUGUAAGAAAUGAUUUUGAUGUGCACACUGCCUCGACGGUGACAAUUGGUCAAUAUGCCAUUACCACACAUGGUCGUCAGCUGCAAAACGAUUUAAUUGAUAGGGUUAUCAAAGGAACUAUGAGUCCUUGCCCGGUUAUUAUGUGUUGGGUUCAUAGUGAAAUGCAGAUAAUGAAUGAUGAGGAAAAAAUUCGAGAAUUUUAUCGGAGCUAUAUGAAUCGAGAACGUUCAAUAUGGUUUUUGGACAGUAUGGAGGCCUUCAGAAAAUUAGAAAAGAACCUCCUCAAUCCCUAUUUUCGUUAUCAACGCAAUGGCCUGUAUAUACUGGUCUAUACAGGCCUAGAAUCCAAACGUUUUUUCACCAUACGAAAUAUAUUCGAACGUCUUUUCUAUCUGUACAUAACGAAUGUCAAUGUCAUAAUGAUGGUUGAACAGUAUGCCUACAUUUAUACCUACUAUCCAUUUACACCGAAUCGCUGCCAUUCACCACAACCGGAAUAUGUGAUGUCAUACGAGGAUAUUGAGUCGAAUGAAAAUUUCACUCUAAGUGAGGGAGGGUUAUUUCCAAAUAGAGUUACCAACAUGCAUGGCUGUCCUGUGUCAGUGGUAACCUGGACUUAUAAGCCAUAUACAUAUGUAAAGCGUGACCGGAAAACGGGUGCUUUUAUGGGGCUGUAUGGCAUAGAGGGGUCCGUAGUAACACUGCUCUCGAAACAUAUGAAUUUUACAAUUGUCAUCAAGCAACCCAAUCCAUUGGAGCCAGGUGAGCUGUUUCCCAACGGAACAGCAACGGGAGCAACAAGAAUGAUCUUAGAACAUGAAGGCAACAUCACUGUCAUGUCGUACAUUCUCUAUUCGGAACGUUCGAAAAGAUUGCAACCCAGUGGCAGUUAUUUGAGGCAAUUCUAUGUUCUGGUAAUGCCCUUAGCUAGACCAUUAACACCGUUUGAGCGUCUAUUGAAACCAUUUCAAUGUCUAGUUUGGUUCUGCUUCGAUACUAGCUUCUGCUUUGCUAUUGGUUUCAUAUUCUACAUAAAAUUACUGGGCAAAUCGAACUUGAUGAGCUUCGUGUUUGGUAAAGGUAAUCGCAUACCGUUCACGAAUCUCUUAAACACUCUGUUCGGAGGCGUUAUGAACUCUGGCAAUAUGCCACAAAAGAAUUUCGCCCGAUAUCUUCUAAUUUUAUGGAUGAUGUACACUUUUAUAUUGCGGUCCGCAUAUUCGGGGGAACUGUUCAAUAUACACCAGGAUGGUACGGGACAAAAUAAUCUACAAACUUUGAGUGAAGUUGUUGCCAACAAUUAUACCAUCUACACUUUUGGAGUUCUGAACAGUGUCAUGCGAAACGCAAUACCCGGGGGACAUAUUAAAAAUUUCAAUAAAGUGGAAACAAUGGAUAAACUUCUGAGGACCAUAGGCGAGCCGGAGAGUCGCGAUAAAAUUGCCCUGGCAGUAUUGGACACUACGGCGAAUUAUUACAAUCAAAAGAAUCCCCGACGUCGCGUUCAUGUUCUCAAGGAGCGUGUCAUACCAGCUCCAUUGGUGUUCUAUAUGCCACGUUACAGUUAUUUGCGCGGCGAAGCGAGUCGCAUUGUCCACAAAAUCGUCGAAUCUGGACUUAUUCGUCACUAUACAGCAUUGAAUUUGUAUGCAACCGAAUCGUUUGACAAACGUCGUGAAUCGGCCGAUUUAUCUUUGGGCGUACUGUACUUUGAUGAUUUUACCCUCAGUUUCCUGCAGAAUAGCUCAAAAUUCGGUAUUUAG
This is a messenger RNA of Musca domestica (house fly), 1848 nucleotides long. RefSeq lists its product as uncharacterized. The record is from RefSeq and is a predicted model, not a curated record. The transcript has 4 exons. Bases 1 to 1848 code for a protein of 615 amino acids. Lineage: Eukaryota; Metazoa; Arthropoda; Insecta; Diptera; Muscidae.